Molecule: messenger RNA, 336 nt
Organism: Suillus clintonianus
Lineage: Eukaryota; Fungi; Basidiomycota; Agaricomycetes; Boletales; Suillaceae
Product: tubulin binding cofactor A-domain-containing protein
Exons: 4
Coding region: 1-336 (111 amino acids)
Biological process (GO): post-chaperonin tubulin folding pathway; tubulin complex assembly
Cellular component (GO): cytosol; microtubule cytoskeleton
Molecular function (GO): beta-tubulin binding
Source: RefSeq, a predicted model, not a curated record
AUGUCGAACAAGCCAGCCGUUCACCGUCAGCUGAACAUCAAGUCGGGCGUGGCGAAAAGGCUGCUGAAGGAACAUAUCCUGUAUGCAAAAGAAGCAGAAGAGCAACAGCGGAAACUCGAUAAGCUUAUCGCAAAAAAUGCUGAAGAGUGGGACGUGAAAAGUGCCAGAAGGAUCCUGGAAGAGUCACACAGAAUGAUCAAAGAUUCUGAUAACCGUCUAGGCAAGGCGGUACAAGAUCUACGAGAACUCGUCCUGCGAGUCAAGUCUCAACUUGAGUUUGCGGAGGAUGUUGAGCUGUUGCAUGCGGAGGAAGCACUGGAGGAGGCGAGCGUGUAA